AUGCGGGCUAUAAAUCUUGUAUUUUGCUUAAUUGCUCUCACAGUAUCUCAACUAACUGUCGAUAUAUGCUUUAGCUCUUUCACAAAUUCAAAUUUGACCUCAAAUUUAGCAGUUUUACUUCAAAAAAAAUUUCCAAACCAAUUCUCGUUUAAUUUAGUUUUAAUUGAGAGCAUUUGGGAUAUUGAAAAGCUUAUGAACAGCCCAGAUAUAAUUUUAGACAUUACUUUUAGCACAUCAUUAUCAAAAUCAUUAAAAGAAUUUUCUGAGGAGAAUCAGUCGAUCAUAGCUGAAAUUAAUAAGCCGACCGGGAUAUAUUCAAAAUGGGAAUUUUUUACUCAUAGCUCGUGAGAAGAUCAAGCUAAAGCUUUGCCAAGCAUUAUUUCUUAUUUAAAUUGGACUACUUUUAUAGUAAUUUCUGAUGAGAUUUACAAUGAUAAAGAUGAAAUUUUCAAUAAUUUGUAUGAUAGGGAUUACCGCUGGUUCUAUUUUUCAAACACCAAUUCUAAAAGUAAUUCAGAUUUAUUUAUAAGAAAAGUAGUUAAAGCAAGUGGGAUAAGAAAUAUUGUCAUAUUAAAUCAUGGGGAAAGCUCAAAAAUGUUAUUGAAAAGUUUAGAAAAAUACAAUUUGCUUAUUAAUGGAACUGGAGUUGUUGUAGGAAAUGAAGGCUCAUGAGGGUUAUAUGGAAAUGGAGCCAUUACUUAUAUAGAAUCAGGGUUAGAAAAUGCGGACGACUACUAUAAUUACGAAAGUCUCGCUUUUAUAAGAUUUUUAAAUCAUGUGCUAAAAUACUCUGGCAAUUAUGAUAAUUUGGUUUUAAGGGAAUUUUUAGAAAUAAAUACAGUUAAUCAUCAUGCAGCUGCGAAUUUCACUAUAAUAAAUAUUCAAAAUGAGCAAAAAAUAGAAGUAGGAGAAGUCUCUAAAGGAAUUUUAUAUUUAUCUAAUAAUUUGACUUUUCCAGGAAAUUCAUUGAUAAUCCCAAACUCUCCUCAUACAAAUAUCCCAAUCUGAAUGGCAGAUGGCGUUACGAACCCUGGAUUUCCAGACAGCUCUUAUACUACUAGUAAAAUUGGAGCAAAAUUCGCUCUUGAUUUGGCUAAGAGCAAUCAUUUCCUCGAAGGUUUUGAAAUUUCUGUGAUUCAUACAGACUGUGGGGCAGACGUCUAUGAUCCUACAUUUUCAAUAAAUUGCUAUUCAAAGCUAAAAAGCACACCUGGCGUUGGAUAUUUGACAUCAUUAUAUCCAUUAGUGAUCAUUGGAAACCUUAAUUCAAUGCAAUAUUUAAAUAUUUCAAUCCCUUCGAUAACUGAGUUUUCUCCAACUGGUUUUCUAGGAGAUAAAGAGCUUUUUCCAAGCCUAAUGAGGAUGGCUGGAAAUGACUAUUACCAUGUUAACGUGCUGGCCGAUCUCAUGCUUAUUUUUGGGUGGAAAAAUGUGCUGCUAAUUAGUGAAAACUCAACAGCUGCUUUACUCACUCACCAGUAUAUUGUAGAAAAAUUAGAAUCCUCAAAUAUAAAUAUUGCCAACUCCCAAGACGACAGGAUUGUUAUGGAAGGCUAUAGCCAUGAAAAUUAUCAUAAAUAUAAAGACUGAAUGAUAAAAAUGAAAAAUCUAAUGGUAAGGCCUUGCAUCAUAAAUUUUGCACCUCCAGGAGAGUUUUAUUUAAUUGAGGAUUUGUAUGAUGCUGGGUUUAGAAGAGGGGAUAUAGUAUUUUUCAUCCCCAAUAGAAUUGCUUUUGCCUUUAUAUAUCAACCUGAAAAGCAAAUAGCAAAACUUUCAGAAAUGCUAUAUGGAGGAGUAAUUAUAAGUGAAGCCGAAUGGCUUGGAGAUUACGGUAAAGCAGUUUAUUCGGAUUUAAUAAAGGUCUAUCCAACUAAUGUGCCAGAAUUUAAGUGCUUUAAUUUGAUGCAGCACAAUUACUUUUGUAUGGGAUUAAAUAUACCAUUGAAAAAGGAGAAAAUGUAG
This is a messenger RNA of Blepharisma stoltei, 1962 nucleotides long. The record is from the annotation of a GenBank genome assembly. NCBI's taxonomy places the organism in Eukaryota, Ciliophora, Heterotrichea, Heterotrichida, Blepharismidae.